This is a messenger RNA of Arachis duranensis, 2473 nucleotides long. RefSeq names its product LRR receptor-like serine/threonine-protein kinase FEI 2. The record is from RefSeq and is a predicted model, not a curated record. Gene Ontology annotation, biological process: protein phosphorylation. Gene Ontology annotation, molecular function: protein kinase activity; ATP binding; protein binding. Lineage: Eukaryota; Viridiplantae; Streptophyta; Magnoliopsida; Fabales; Fabaceae. The transcript has 14 exons. The coding region runs from base 331 to 2127 and encodes 598 amino acids.
UUCGUGUCCUAUCAUGCUGAACAGCCUUGCUUUUCCCAUUUGAUUCCGAAGCAUCAAUUCUCUUCCUCUCUCUCUCUCUCUCACUCUCACUCUCUCACACACUCUCAUCCUCGAAUCCACACAAAUCUUCGAGAGUGGAAGUGUGUUGACGUUUCUUUAGUUUGUUGCAAUUCCUUUCCACGGCUCUCCUUGCAUCUCAGAUCGAAAUUGAGGCAAUGUCUGUGCUCUUCUGCAUUGGUUAUGUCCAUAUCAACUAGCUAAUAACUACAUGGUGGAGAUAGGCAUUUUGGAUACUGCUGUCUCAGAUGACUUUUAGUUGCUCUAUUAUGCAUGAACAGCAUUGCUAUGGGCAUUUGUCUGAUGAAACGGCAAUGGCCAUGGCUUCUUUGUGUUCUGCUGCUACACCUUAUGAUGAAAAAAUACGAAGCAAUCAGUCCUGAUGGUGAGGUUCUUAACAACUUCAGGCUAUCAGUUGCUAGCUCAGAUGGCGUCCUCUUACAAUGGAGACCCGAGGAUCCUGAUCCAUGUAAAUGGAAUGGAGUGAAGUGCGAUCCCAAGACCAAAAGAGUUACACAUCUGAUUCUAUCUCGCCAUAAGUUGAGUGGGUCUAUAUCUCCUGACCUUGGGAAGCUAGAGCAUUUAAGGGUUCUCGCUCUUCACAGCAACAACUUCUAUGGCACAAUUCCAUCAGAAUUGGGAAACUGCACUGAAUUGCAGGGAAUCUUUUUACAGGGUAAUUACCUUAGUGGAGUGAUUCCAAGUGAAAUAGGAAAUCUCUCACAGCUCCAAAAUUUGGACAUAUCAAGCAACUCGCUUAGUGGGAAUAUCCCAGCAUCACUUGGGAGGUUGUAUAAUCUCAAAUAUUUUAAUGUAUCUACCAAUUUUCUGGUUGGGCCAAUACCUGCUGACGGUGUCCUUGCCAAUUUUACUGGAAGCUCCUUUGUUGGAAAUCGUGGUUUGUGUGGGGUUCAACUCAAUUCAACAUGUAAAGCUGAUGGUUCGCCUGGGACAAAUAUUCAAUCUAAUUCUUCAGACCAAAAUCAAAAUGGAAAGAAGAAAUAUUCUGGCAGGCUGCUCAUCAGUGCAUCAGCAACUGUGGGUGCACUACUUUUGGUGGCACUUAUGUGCUUCUGGGGUUGUUUUCUUUAUAAGAAAUUUGGUAAAACUGACAAAAUAAGUCUUGCAAUGGAUGUUAGUGGAGGUGCAUCAAUUGUCAUGUUCCAUGGUGACCUACCGUAUUCUUCGAAAGACAUUAUUAAGAAACUUGAAACUUUAAAUGAGGAACACAUAAUAGGGAUAGGGGGGUUUGGAACUGUUUACAAGCUUGCAAUGGAUGAUGGGAAUGUAUUUGCCUUGAAAAGAAUAGUAAAGUUGAAUGAGGGCUUUGACCGGUUUUUUGAGAGGGAGCUUGAAAUUCUUGGUAGCAUCAAACACCGUCAUCUAGUGAACUUACGUGGAUAUUGCAAUUCACCUACAUCAAAGUUGUUAAUAUAUGACUACCUACCUGGUGGUAGUCUUGACGAAGCUCUUCAUGAAAGAUCCGAGCAACUUGACUGGGAUUCACGCUUGAAUAUAAUUAUGGGAGCUGCAAAAGGGCUUGCCUACUUGCAUCAUGAUUGUUCACCUAGGAUCAUACAUCGAGACAUAAAAUCAAGUAACAUUUUGCUUGAUGGAAAUUUGGAUGCCCGAGUCUCUGAUUUUGGACUAGCCAAACUUUUGGAGGAUGAAGAAUCCCACAUCACCACGAUUGUUGCUGGAACGUUUGGUUAUCUAGCUCCUGAGUAUAUGCAAAGUGGUAGAGCAACUGAGAAGACUGAUGUCUAUAGUUUUGGUGUGUUGACACUUGAAGUGCUAAGUGGAAAGCGGCCGACAGACGCUUCAUUCAUUGAAAAGGGUCUCAAUAUUGUUGGCUGGCUGAAUUUUCUUAUUACUGAAAAUAGGCGGAGGGAAAUAGUUGAUCCGCAUUGCGAAGGGAUACAGGUUGAGAGCCUUGACGCCUUGCUCUCUGUGGCUAUUCAAUGCAUUUCGUCGAGUCCAGAGGAUCGACCAACGAUGCACCGAGUUGUACAGUUGCUUGAAUCGGAGGUCUUGACUCCAUGCCCAAGUGAUUUCUAUGACUCCGAGUAGAAUUCUUGCGAAGACAAACUAACUGCCUGUUGUGUUUGCCUCUGUCAUCGCAAGUCACUUACAAUUCACAAGCUAUGGUCGCAUAUUAAAACGAAAUUUGUCUUGAAAGAUGCCCUUGCACCACUACAUAACAAGAAAGAUAUCAUCCUCGGAUGCCCGUGCAUUUCUGUCUUCACAAAUGGAGUUGCAGUUGAAAUUGCCACUAGUUCGUGGUUGUUCCACCUUCCCACUUGGGUCUCUCUUGUUAUUUUUUCACCUCUCCUUGGAUUUGUAAUCUCGGUCACAUUUGUUCACUCCAAUUUAAGUGUAUAUGUAUAAAUUCAGUACGCUACCUUUUUGCAAGCAA